CUCUCAUUCCGCAGAGAGCGAAACAAACAUGGCGACAGGAUGGAGUGGGAAAGGGUGUACGCUAACGUUAAUGCUGUUCCUUUGGAGUAAAAUCUGCGCGAAUGGAGCGGAAUCCCUGGGGAGCGACAGCCGAAUCCUCGGCAUGCGGCUGGAGUGGAGCGACAAGCCCGCCACGACCACCGACAAUGGAAUCAUACAGGUAACCGAGGGGAGCAAAAUCAAGCUCAGGUUCUACGGACUGCAAAUCAGUAAUGACACCUGGGAGCAGAUUAAGUUCGUGGAGCAGGGCGAGGACAGCAGCUCUGACUUCAACAGGACUUGUGCUGACUUCACCAAAGACCUCUCCAUCCAGCCUAAAAUGGAGGUUAGCAGCCAGGGCACAUCUGGGGUGCUGGAGGUCAGUAUUAAACCACUUAGGAAAAGUGAGUCCCAGAGGGAUUACGGGCUGUGCAUCAGACACAGCCAAGAUGGGAAGUGGUACCUCCUGGGAGAACAUGAUGGAAAGUUGCAUGUGGUGGAGGAGAAGAAGUCUCUGCUUCCCAUUUGGUUCCAGGUGAUCUUGAUUUCCUGCCUCCUGGUGCUCUCAGGUAUGUUCAGUGGUCUAAACCUGGGGCUCAUGGCUUUGGACCCCAUGGAACUGCGAAUCGUCCAGAGCUGUGGCACGGAGAAAGAGAAGAAGUACGCACGCAAGAUCGAACCCAUCCGGAAGAAAGGAAACUAUCUGUUGUGCUCGCUUCUCCUCGGGAACGUGCUGGUCAACACCACACUGACCAUCCUGCUCGAUGAUCUUAUCGGCUCUGGUUUGGGUGCUGUGGUGGCAUCAACCAUCGGCAUUGUCAUCUUCGGGGAGAUUGUUCCUCAGGCGCUCUGCUCUCGCCACGGCUUGGCGGUGGGUGCCAACACCAUCCACCUCACCAAGUUCUUCAUGCUUCUGACCUUUCCGCUGUCGUUCCCCAUCAGCAAACUUCUAGAUUGCAUUCUGGGCCAGGAGAUCGGCACCGUGUACAACCGGGAGAAGCUGGUGGGGAUGCUGAAGGUGACUGCGCCAUACAACGACCUGGUGAAAGAGGAGAUGAACAUGAUCCAGGGUGCUCUGGAAUUGAGGACUAAGACAGUGGAGGACAUCAUGACUCCACUCAGCAACUGUUUUAUGAUCAACAGCGAUGCUGUGCUGGACUUCAACACUAUGUCAGAAAUCAUGGAGAGCGGAUACACGCGCAUUCCAGUUUAUGAGCACGAACAGACCAAUAUAGUGGACAUCCUCUUUGUGAAAGACCUGGCGUUUGUGGAUCCGGAUGACUGCACUACGUUGAAGACCAUCACCAAAUUCUACAACCAUCCGGUCCACUUUGUGUUUCACGACACUAAGUUGGAUUCCAUGCUGGAGGAGUUUAAGAAAGGUAAAUCACACUUGGCAAUUGUUCAGAAAGUUAAUAAUGAGGGAGAGGGAGAUCCGUUCUAUGAGGUGCUGGGAUUGGUCACUCUGGAAGAUGUCAUAGAGGAGAUCAUCAAAUCAGAAAUCCUGGACGAGUCUGACCUCUACACUGAUAACCGUACCAGAAAGAAAGUGGCACACAAUAAGAACAAGCGAGACUUCUCUGCCUUCAAAUAUGAGAGUGAGUCGAAAGUCAAGAUCUCUCCUCAGCUGCUGCUCGCCGCUCACCGCUUCCUUGCAACAGAGGUUAAUUUGUUCAGUCCGUCUCAGAUCUCAGAGAAAAUCCUUCUGCGUAUCCUUAAACACCCUGAUGUGAUCCAGGAGAUCAAAUUCAAUGAGAGUGAUAAGAGAUCGGCGCACCACUACCUUUACCUGCGCGGCAAACCCGUGGACUUCUUCAUCCUCAUACUGCAGGGCCGUGUGGAGGUGGAGGCUGGGAAUGAGAAUAUGAAGUUUGAGACCGGACCUUUCUCGUUCUAUGGAAUCAGGGCUCUCGGCGGUUCAACACUAGAAUUCCGCUCGCCGUCUCACAUUCGCGGGCUCAACCGAUCAGCGUCUCUGAGCGACACGGAUCGUCCUGAACCUCAGUCCGUCAGCGGCAGCAACACGCAGCUCAGCAGUGCUCCCUUGCCACAGUACACGCCAGACUUCAAUGUCCGAGCUCUGGCGGACCUACAGUUUGUGAAGAUCACACGCUCUCAGUAUCAAAACGGUCUGAUAGCGUCUCGGCUGGACAGCUCGCCACAGUCUCCAGACAGCGGACACGGCCGUGUAGAUAACAGCAUAUCAUCCGCUCCCCAUCCGUCUUCAGAAAACAUCAUCUCGCUUGCAGACGCCACCGAUGAGACGACCUCGCUCCUCAACGAACAGAACAUCCAGCCUGCUCGCCAAGCCAACCACAGCACACAUAACGACAGUGCCAUUUGACACACUCACACACACGAUUUACCCAUAUCCCACACUCCCAUUGGACAUUAAGCACUUUUCCCAGAACUUUUAAUCAGACCCCUUUUAGCAUCAACUAUUACAGCUCCCAGUAUAAAAGUGCGGGUGUAUGAAAAGCAACAGUUUCCUGAGACAUCCAAUGAAAACAUUGUGUAACACAUUGUGCAAGACGAAGACCCAGAGAAGCCAAAGUGUAUCUGGACUGAGAAAGGCCCCUGUUUCAGACAGACACACUGGGGCAUUUUAUAGACUGCGUGAAUAGAGACAUUUAUAUAUACAAAGAUGUUUUUGUCAUUUUUCUAUUGAGGUUGAUCACAGACAUGUGAAGUAGGGAACUGCGGAUGCCUUUUUAUUUUGUGUUAGUCCAUAGCUAAUUCAUAAUUGUACCAAAUUUUAUUUGUGUGUGUGAGUGAAGAUUGGGAUGAGUUUAUGAUAGAGAUAUACAUGCCAGUGUGUGUGUUUGUACAUAUGACAGCGCAUGAGUCCGAUUUGGCCGUUGCAGCCUAAGCAACAACUCAGGGAGACGCUGAGCUUCACAUACUAACUGCAUGUUCAGUAAUUCCCCGUUCAUUUACGUGAACCCAUGCGACAAGUGAUCAAAAAAAAAAAAGUGAAGCAUGCUGUCGUCAAAUGCACCAAAUACUAAGAUACACAUGGCAUCCACUUGUCAUUUUUGUCACAUAAUUCUGCUGGUUGUCUGUGGCAGUGUUCAUGUGAUUUAGUGUUUGUGUAUGUGUAGAAUUGUCCUUUUAAAAUGAAUGCAUUGCAUUGACUUUUUUUACUCCAAAGAGAACAAGCAUUUGUCGUUGUAGUACGACUGUAAACGGAGUCACUUUUCUGCACAAAAUGUUUGUGAUUAGAGCUCUUGAACUGUAUCUGUUGCUCCCAUUGGACCAGAGGUAAUCUAACCAAAAGAAUUUAACUCUUUCAAGCUGUAUUUAUUUAGCCUAAAAUUGAGGUUGUAUAUUUUUUAAAAAUGAUUUUAUUUCUUUGUUUUUGUGACUUAAAAUUGCUGUGCGUUUUCUAAGCAGGUUGACAUGGUACAGACUACAAAUUGUAGAUGCCUAAAGCUAGGAAAUGGCAGGUGACUUCAAUGUUUUUUGCCUUUUUUCCCCACUGUGUGCAUCUUUUGCUUUUAUACCAAAUAUGUUUGAAACCGAUAAGGACAAUCAAAGUGAAAAGUGUCUCAUAGACACAUUGAUAGGAAGAUAUCAACACACAAACGCCUCUUUUACUCUGUAGCAUCUCUUGAAUAUUAUAAAAUGGGGAGCAAGAA
Molecule: messenger RNA, 3656 nt
Organism: Sinocyclocheilus grahami
Lineage: Eukaryota; Metazoa; Chordata; Actinopteri; Cypriniformes; Cyprinidae
Gene: cnnm4b
Product: metal transporter CNNM4
Exons: 7
Coding region: 29-2362 (777 amino acids)
Biological process (GO): magnesium ion homeostasis; magnesium ion transport
Cellular component (GO): plasma membrane
Molecular function (GO): sodium ion transmembrane transporter activity; magnesium ion transmembrane transporter activity
Source: RefSeq, a predicted model, not a curated record